CUUCAGAGCCGCUAACAUACAGCUCACGUUGAUUGGUGAGACGCCUGUCACAUGACCAGGCCCGCCCAAAGAGCAAGUCUGAGAAAAGACCGCGGGGGAAGAAACAUGAUGUCUGUAUUUCAUCAGCUGGCACAGCAAAUGGAAGAUGUAUCUGGAGACAGAGGGGUGCUGAAAGAAGUGAUUCGGCCCGGAAAAGGAGGGAAGGUUCCCUGUGAUGCAACAGUAAUACUCAAGUACUCUGGUUACUUGGAACAUGCUGACAAACCAUUUGACACAAGUUGCUACAGACGUCACCCCAAAAUGAUGAAGUUAGGUGAAGAUAUCACCCUUUCUGGAAUGGAGAUUGGACUGCUGACAAUGCAGCGUGGAGAGUUAUCAAGGUUUCUCUUCUCACCGAAAUAUGCCUAUGGCACACUGGGCUGUUCUCCUCUCAUCCCACCCUCAGCCACUGUCCUUUUUGAAAUAGAGUUGUUGGACUUCCUAGACACCGCAGAAUCCGAUUUGUUUUGCGCCCUGAGUCCGGAAGUGCAGGCAACAUUUUCUCUGGAUAAGAUUAUUAAAAUUGCCGGAACAGAAAGAGAGUUUGGGAAUUACCUUUUCAAGAGAAACAGAUUUUAUGAUGCUAGAGACAGGUACAAACGGGCAUCCUCAGUGCUGUCUUGCAAAGCUUCGUGUGAAGAAGAAAGGAAGCUGUUGGAAGCAGCUCAGUUGUUUGUAGCACUGAAUCUAUCACUUACCUACCUAAAGUUGGAGCGCCCCUCUCGUGCACUGAAAUGGGGUGAGAAGGCUCUUUCUAUAGAUAACAGGAACACAAAAGCUUUGUUUCGAUGUGGACUGGCAUGUCUGGAGAUGAGGGAGUAUGACAAGGCUCGUAACUACCUGUUAAAAGCUCAGUGGUUGGAACCCUAUAAUCCUGAAAUAAACAAUGAACUGAAGAGGCUUUCAAGUUGUUACCAGGAUUACAUGGAUAAAGAGCGGGAGAUGUGCUUCCUGAUGUUUCGUUCACUGUCCAUGCGACAUUGAUGGCUCCAUGUUCCAUGCUAUAAUGAAGGAAAAAGCUUCAUUGGUAAAGAACAGGACUUUGCUUGUCAGGAAACAAGGAGACAACUACCUGAAGACACCAUUGCAGUUUGUGGAUUAUAUAUAUAUGCUGAGGUUUCCUAUAAACCUAAGUUCAAGUUUUUGGGUUUUUUUUUCCUUAUAGAGCCAUUGUUAGUUAAUUCUGUUUAUAAUAUAUACCAAACUGAUCUUUAUAACUUAAUAUCGCAUAACAUUUUACAUCCUUUUCUUGUUUUGCAUUUACACCAUACACGGGGGAUCUUUUAGUGAUUUCUGGGGUUUUGGGGUUUUUUUGUAAGUUUUGAUAGAAUAACAAAUCUUUGUCUUUGUUUAUUUUCUAAUGGUCAGUGCGGGCUUGUGACCCUAGAUGCAGCUGCAAGAGCUCCAGCUGUUGCACCCCGAAGCCCCAUUAAGCAGGAAUUGAGGUUCACCAAUGAUAUUACUAUCAUGCUAACCCUGUAUGUCACUGGCUCUAUCUCAGUAAUGUAUUGAGCUACAUGUUAACCAGUUGCAAUGAUUUCUUGUAGUUUGGGAUUGUUCGGUUUUCUAAUGAUUGCUCUAUGCUCAUAAUAGGGCACCUGUCUUCUGUAAAGCAUUGUUAAUGUUUACAUCA
This is a messenger RNA of Xenopus tropicalis (tropical clawed frog), 1672 nucleotides long. It is a transcript of the gene fkbp6, whose product is annotated as FKBP prolyl isomerase family member 6. The record is from RefSeq and is marked provisional. Gene Ontology annotation, molecular function: isomerase activity; peptidyl-prolyl cis-trans isomerase activity. NCBI's taxonomy places the organism in Eukaryota, Metazoa, Chordata, Amphibia, Anura, Pipidae.